Molecule: messenger RNA, 996 nt
Organism: Clarias gariepinus (North African catfish)
Lineage: Eukaryota; Metazoa; Chordata; Actinopteri; Siluriformes; Clariidae
Product: trace amine-associated receptor 13c-like
Exons: 1
Coding region: 7-996 (329 amino acids)
Biological process (GO): G protein-coupled receptor signaling pathway
Cellular component (GO): membrane
Molecular function (GO): trace-amine receptor activity
Source: RefSeq, a predicted model, not a curated record
GUGUUUAUGAACCUGACAGAAUUUAACCAGUCGGAUCGCUGUGAGCAUUUCUCCUGUCCAGAGAGAUCUGUAUCUCCUGCUGUUUAUAUCUUACUGUACAUAUGUUCAUCUGCUAUAGUUCUGCUAACAGUGUGUGGAAAUCUGCUUGUCAUUAUUUCAGUUUUUCACUUUAAACAGCUUCACACAGCAACUAACACAUUUGUGCUCUCUCUUGCUGUGUCAGAUUUCCUUGCUGGCAUUUUUGUAAUGCCGCCAAUGCUCAUCUGGACUAUUGAGUCAUGCUGGAUUUUUGGAAAUUUUUUUUGCACCAUCUACUGGUUCAUUAGUGGCAUCUUUACUAUAUCAACCUAUACUAUUGCUCAGAUCGCUGUGGACCGGUAUUUGGUUCUCUCAAACCCCUUUCUCUACAUAAACAUUGUCUCUCUGAGAAUCACUCGUGUUGUAGUUAUUUUAAACUGGUGUGUAGUUCUGGUCUAUGUCUUAGUUGUUUUACAUUUUAAUGGAAACUUCACAAACUCUGUAAUGUGUCUUGGGGAGUGUUUUCUGUCUCUGAAUGAGGUUUGGUCUGUAAUUGAUCUGGUUUAUUCAUUUACAUUUCCACUCUCUGUCAUAAUCAUAUUGUAUACUCGAGUUUUUGUGAUUGCCAAGAAACAUGCCACUGCUAUCAGAGAGCUUAACAAUCACACACGGCCUAAAACACAGAAAAUCACAUCAUACUCAAUGAAAUCUGAGAGAAAAGCAGCUAAAGUCCUUGGCAUUGUAGUGUUUGUGUUUAUAAUGUGUUUACUUCCAUAUUUUAUUUACAGUUUAUUGGGCAAUGUUAUUGAACAACAGAGAGAAACAUAUCAGAAAAUCUCAAUCUUGGUUUGUCUAAACUCCACCAUUAAUCCAGUUAUUUAUGCUCUGUUUUACCCGUGGUUUAGGAGGUGUAUUAAAUUAAUUAUAAGUCAGCGAAUUUUCAAAACAAACUCUGCAUUUAUCAAUGUACUUUCUUAA